Batrachochytrium dendrobatidis JAM81 is the source of this 522-nucleotide messenger RNA. RefSeq lists its product as uncharacterized. The coding region runs from base 1 to 522 and encodes 173 amino acids. Lineage: Eukaryota; Fungi; Chytridiomycota; Chytridiomycetes; Rhizophydiales. The transcript has a single exon. The record is from RefSeq and is a predicted model, not a curated record.
AUGAGUGCAGAGGUCAGCACUCCGACAGCCUCUACAAGCGGGGGUUCAACCGGUGGACCUGAAUAUCCAGAGUUUCCUACACCAGAAGGUCUUGAGGAGUAUUGCAGUCCAUUCGAUGAUGUUGAAGUAUCGUAUAUCGAUAAAAUCGCACAAGGUCAGAUUAAAAUUAACGAAAAUUUUGAAAAAUCCAGCAGCAAACGUCAUGAGCUUGAUCUUCAAAAAAAACUACUCGAGGAACUGGAGAAACAUUUUGAGAUUCUGAGUCAAAUUCCGGACGAUGGGUUGGAUACUGUUCAGUUUGAGCUUGAAACAGAGCGUGAAGCUCUUGCAAAGCUUGAAAAGGAGCUGCAGAAACUCUCCGAUGAGGCUAUGGUUUUGAUUGGAAAAAAUAUGGGUUAUAAGAAAACACUUCGAAAGUACUUGGGCUUGGUACCAUCAGGGGAAGGCGAAGUUCCAAAACUGGGAGACUAUCCCGGAUAUACGGAAUGCUAUGAGUAUCUCUUUGCUGUUUUUUCGCAGUGA